Photinus pyralis (common eastern firefly) is the source of this 4930-nucleotide messenger RNA. RefSeq names its product protein nervous wreck. Lineage: Eukaryota; Metazoa; Arthropoda; Insecta; Coleoptera; Lampyridae. The transcript is spliced from 12 exons. Gene Ontology annotation, molecular function: protein binding. Gene Ontology annotation, biological process: regulation of actin filament polymerization; neuromuscular synaptic transmission. The record is from RefSeq and is a predicted model, not a curated record. Bases 622 to 3570 code for a protein of 982 amino acids. Gene Ontology annotation, cellular component: neuromuscular junction; recycling endosome.
GGAACGCUAGUUUCGAAAGCGAGAUGUUUCUGUUUUCAUCGUCUAACUUGCACAUUAUGCUAUUGCCACAGUUGAUAAUUAUUGUUUGAUAAAGGUUUAGUUUUCUGUGGAAAUCGCACGUGUGUGCAGUGAAAGGCUUGCAAAUCUUAAUUACUUUGGAAUUGGCGCCGAGUCUAAUUUUUACCUGAGAAUAAUUAGGACGAGUUAAUACGAGAAGAUGGCUCGGAGUAUGUUUAAAAUUUUGUCCAAAGACGACAUUUUAUAGAGUAGAUGGCGCGCUGAUAUUUAAACCGAUUAUGGCGCAAUUUGCGGCCGUGGUUUGGUAACGCAAGGAGUAUUUGGUUGCGAUAAUUGCAGGGAUCGGUGGGGGCGUGAGUAAUAUUUUAAUUACGUGUAGGGGUUAAUUUUAAACCGUUAAGUUUGUCGUUACACAAUUAGUUUAAUCGUCCAAAUUUAUUGCCGCAAAUAUCAAUACUAAUGGUUAAGGUUUCGCUCCUAUGCGCGAGUACGUCGCCGCUAUCGGUUUCGGUUUGGGGGUGGUGUAAUCAAUAGAGACGACGGAGUCGGGUAGUAGAGUGUUCUUGCGAGUCGGGUGAAUGAAACCAGUAUUUAUUUAUCGAAAUGCAGCCGCCGCCAAGAAAGGGGAAUUACGUAAAAUUUCUCAAAAAUUUACACUCCGAGCAAUUAGCGAAGUUAUCGGCGAAAAAUCAACACGAGUGUGAUCUCUUAGAAGAUAUAAGAACGUUCACCCUUAAAAGAUCUGCAAUAGAGAAAUCAUAUUCGGAAGCAUUAUUAAAAAUAUCGUCGGCGUAUCUCAAUAAAAAAAUUCCUAAUAUUCCCGAUAUUAAAUUGGAGGGCGGCGAAGAGAAAUGGAACAUGUGGAGCGUGUGGAGGACCGUGCUCGAGGAGAAUGAAAAGUUGGCACGCGCCAGGCUCGCUGCAGUUGAAGUUUUCCAACAGCAAAUCGCGGACGAUGUUAAAUUACUGCGAGUCCACAAGGUGCAGACUUCGCGAAGGUGUACGGAUCAAUUGGCUGUUGUGCAGAAGGAAUUGCAAACCUGUGUUCAAGACGUGGACAAAACGAAAAAAUUAUAUUUCGACGAAGAACACAGCGCCCACGACGUUAGAGAUAAAGCUAGAGACAUAGAAGAAAAAUUAAAAAAGAAAAAAGGUUCGUUUUUCCAAUCGAUAACCUCGUUACAGAAAAAUAGCGCCAAAUUCUCGACAAAACGUGAUCAAUUAGAAGAAAAAUCGAGCGGGGCCAGAAACGACUACCUCCUCUGCCUGGCAGCGGCGAAUGCACAUCAAAACCGCUACUUCGUCGUCGAUCUCCAAUUGGCAAUGACUUCCAUGGAAAGCAACGUUUACGAUAAAGUUGCCGAAUACUUCUCCCUGAUGGGACGCACCGAACUACUCACGUGUUCUGCCAUGCAAAACUCGUUCGGUAAAAUUAGGGAUCAGGCCAAACAGCUUACAAGGGAAUACAAUCUCCAAUGCUGUUACCUUUACUAUCCAGUUUUAAAGCAGCACGUCCAGUACGAUUUCGAGGCGUGCGACAACGAUCCCGUAGAGCACAUUACCGCCGAACACGAUUCGGCCGCGGCCACGCUCAGCAAGGAGGCGAGGAGGUGGGCGACGAAGAUAGCGCGCGACAAUAACAACAUCAAGGAUUACGUACGCAGGUUGCAGAUUUAUAACGCGCUCAGAGAGUCCGGCCAGAGGAUCGACCCGAACGAUCAGGCCGGGCCGGAUUUGGACACCAAAAUCGACGACAUGAAGCAGAAUAUACGCAGAGCCGAAACGUCGAAGAUGAAGGCGGAGGCGCGAAUCGAGUGUCUCAGAUUGGGGGGUGUGAAUGUUGACGAGUGGUUGCGAGAAGCGGAGUCGCUGACAGUUCAGGAUAUACAACGUUCCGCCAGUUCGCUAUCGGAUCAUCCUAGUUCGGAUUCGUUUUACGAUAGCGACUUCGCAGACGCCGAGCUUCCAGUCGUGGACAAAGUUCAGCAUGCGGAAUCGGAGGGGACCCCAGAACCUGUAGAGAAUCCAGAGGUCGACGGUGAGUGGGCUGUGCUGGAACAAGAGAGGCAGAGAAUAGAGCAACUGACUGCCGGCUGGGACGAUCCGACGCAGGUGGAUUGGGGUGCCGAAGAGUCAGAGAGGACGGACGACGUGGCCAGCGAGCGAGCGUCAUCUGGGCCAGUUCUAAAAUGCACCGCGCUUUAUUCAUACACGGCUCAAAAUCCAGACGAAUUGACAAUAGUCGAAAACGAGCAGCUGGAGGUGGUAGGCGAGGGCGACGGCGACGGAUGGCUACGCGCCCGAAACUAUCGCGGCGAAGAAGGUUACGUCCCCCAUAACUACCUCGAUGUUGAAAGAGAACAGUCGAGCAGGACCGGCCUCGUGACACAAAUAUCGUUUUCAUCCGUCGACUACACUGUGGAUAACGAAGAGGAAGCGCAAGCGCCAUCGGAAACGAACCAAUCUCCCGAACAGGUCUCCGUUAUUCAUCUGUCACAGAAGGAGCCUGACAACGUUCAGUACACUUACUGCUGCGCCCUCUACGACUAUGAAGGAGAAGGCGAGGAGGAACUAACCUUUGAGGAGGGACAAAUAAUUAAAGUGUUAAGUAAAUGCGCACAUAGUGUUGACGACGGCUGGUGGCAGGGCGAACUCGAAGGUCAGAUAGGAAAUUUCCCCUCGCUAGUUGUAGAAGAGUGCGACGAGUACGGCGAGCCGCUAACAAACCAAUGGGACGAAACGCCACCGUGCUCCGCACCGCCGGUUUUCACACCACCCGACAUCCCUAACUUCCUGAUGACAUCGGAGGUGAUAGUAACCCAAGCCGCGCCGAUGGUAGAUCAUACAACGUUGAACGAACAGGAUCAGGAAAACGAGAACGACGUAGCGGAGGAGAAGAAGAGAGAACAAGGAAAAUUUGCAAUGGAAAUGAGUCCGGACCAGCACGAGCAGUACGGAUCACAGUUUCGUUCGGACGGAGUUCCAAUUAUCGGAUUAAUUGUGGAAGAUGAGGAUGGAAAACAAAUUUUUGAAGACGAGGACGGCGUCAAAGACGAGGAAGAUCCCGGCUUAGGCGUCGCCCAAAUCGUGAUAACGGCCGCGACGCCGAUGAUCGAGGAAGCCGAAAAGCCGUUCCCGCCGGUCGAGGAGACGCCGUCAGUGAACCACGUCGAUCAGCAGGUGGAGACGAUCGAAGAGGAGCUCGAGGAGGAGGACGAAGAAGACGAAUCGAAAACGAUAGAGCAGACGAUAUGCGAAAAUAAGCUGGCGGAACAGAAGGCGAUAUCCGAUACGCCCGAGGAUCUCGAGGGACGACCGUCCAAUGAAGAUCAAACGACCGAAUCGUCCACCCUUCCGGUAAGUAGUAGUACGGGAAGCGAUGGCGAAACUACAGGUCCGAGUACGGCAGAAAAUUCCUUAAGUCAGACACACGAAGAGGACAUGGCUGAUCCGCCUCCGAAACAGGUGGUGGGCGGACGGGCCAGUAUUCCCGACGAAUUAGAACCCCAUCAACUAGCACAAUUACAAGAUCUUAAGGAAUCGAACGCCUAGACUGUAAGUGGACUAUUAGCUGCAAUAUUUUUUGAUGGAGCUGUAGUUGUUAAAUAUACUUAUUACGCUUCAAUAGUAUAUUUUUAAAAUGGUAUCCAGGAGUACACCAGAAUUACGCGCGUACCUGCCCGUUGUGUUUACCUACUCUUAUUUGUUGACUGUUGAAUGAUAGGAGUCCGUUGUUUAUUUGUAAAUUCGUAGUUAGUUAUUUAUGUAUAGGUCCGAUUCCGUUAGCACAAUUAACUCUGGUGUAUUUUCACGGAUACGCGAGUGAAUGAUGUACGCGUUGUCCCAUGGAAGUGAUAGCACAGAUCUCAGACAGAUUGAAGAAGGGUCAUCAAUGUUAGAGCUCAUUUUUUAAUUUAAUUGUCACUGUAAUACGAAUAGAUAAUCUUUAUAUGUUAGCAAUAAGGCGGAUUUAUUAUUAUAUAGAUAUAAUAUUGUUGUUUUAUACAUAAUUUUGCAUAUCCUGGAACUGAGUACUUAUAGACGUACUAGUAUUUACACAACUUCAUUAUUUAGAAAGAAAUUCGUUUAGUAUUUAUCAUGCAUUACAGAAUGCGCGUAACGCAAUACUCGUGAGCACUUUUAUAUUCUAUUAUUGAGACAAAUUAUUGAAUUUAAGUGCGGAUGUGAUGCUUAAAGUUAGCGAUCAAUUAAAGGACACAUUUUAAAUAUUGUUCAUCCCCUAUAAUAAUGAUUAAAAAAUGAUGUAAAACUUCGACGUUUGAUGAAAUUUUGGCGGUAAUGGCAAUAGCUGCCCUAGAUCAUGCUAGCACUUAAGCUAAAAAUUAAAAGAAUUGCUGCGUAGUUUAAGGUUUAAUUAGUUUAAUUCUCAACUUGAAGAACUUGCUUUUAACCAGUUGUGAUCCGAAAAAAAACUUCGCAACGUUGUUAUCGCUCUUAUUCGAGACUUACUUUUUUUCACGUUCGCUAUAAAGCGGUGGAACAAAAUUCAAUUGUGACAAUAUAUUUUUGGAAACGGCUAAAGCGACUACCCUGCCGAAACGCGUCCGACUAAUAGUGGUUAUCUUUUACAUGGAUGUUCGACAUACACAGCUCUUGGGUGUAUAAUUCCCGUAACUUGAGUACAUACACGUUAAUAGUACAUUUUUGCUAAUGGGGCAAAUUCUUCUCUUUGAACGACUCGAAAUUUUUCAUCGCUAACUUUAGGCAUAUGUGAAUAUGCGCUACUGAUGGUUUCUUGCAGAUUUUUAAAAAUGUUAGCAAAAGUCGAAAUGUGAACUUGUCUUGUUAUGUUAAACGAGGAAUGUAUUGAAAUUUUACAAAAAAUUGUACAAAACUAGGAUUCAGGCUACUUUAUGCGAAUUAUAUAUAUUAAAUUCCCCGUCUUCUUUCA